UCUCCUUCCUGCCGCCCCCGUCCCGGCGAGAAAGGGGAAGUGGCUGCGCUCGGCUCCCCGCCCCGCCGCGGGAAAGGCGCGGGGCCGGCGCGUCCCGGCAGAGCCGCGCCCGCGGAGCAGCGCGGCCGGGCCAUGGCGCGCCUGGGCGCGGUGCUGCUCCCGCUCCUGCUGCUGCUGGGCGCCGCGCUGGCCCCGGGCAGCGCCUUCAACCUGGACGUGGAGCGCCCCGCCGUCUACUCGGGCCCGGCGGGCAGCUACUUCGGCUUCGCCGUGGACUUCUUCGCCCCCGACCCCUUCUCGACAUAUCUUCUGGUGGGAGCUCCGAAAGCCAACACGAGCCAGCACAACAUCGUAGAGGGAGGGCAGGUGCUUAAAUGCAACUGGAACUCCAACAGGAACUGCCAGCCCAUUGUAUUUGAUGCCACAGGUAACAGAGACUUUGCUCCUGAUGAUCCGCUGGAAUUUAAGUCUCAUCAGUGGUUUGGAGCCUCUGUGAGAUCCCAAAAUGAUAAAAUUCUGGCCUGUGCCCCACUGUACCACUGGAGAACUGAAACAAAACAAGAGAGAGAGCCUGUAGGAACUUGUUACCUGCUUGCUGGGUCAAAAUUUGUGGAAUAUGCUCCCUGCAGGUCAACAACUAUCGAUGCAGAUGGACAGGGAUUUUGUCAAGGUGGAUUUAGCAUUGACUUCACAAAGGGAGACAGGGUGCUGCUUGGUGGACCUGGAAGUUUUUACUGGCAAGGCCAGCUGAUUUCUGAUCGAGUGACAGAGAUUGUGGCAAAGUAUGACUCCAAAGUCUACAGCACCAAGUAUGAUGACCAGCUAGCAACCAGGCCUGCCAGUGCUGCUUUUGAUGACAGCUACUUGGGUUAUUCAGUGGCUGUUGGAGACUUCAAUGGUGAUGGCAUUGAAGACUUUGUGUCAGGAGUCCCACGGGCAGCAAGAACUCUGGGCAUGGUGUCCAUUUACAAUGGGAAAAACAUGUCCUCCAUGUACAACUUCACUGGAGAGCAGAUGGCUGCCUAUUUUGGGUACUCAGUGGCUGCCACAGAUAUCGACGGGGACAAUUACACAGAUCUGUUUAUUGGAGCCCCUCUUUUUAUGGAUCGAAGUUCAGAUGGGAAGCUUCAGGAGGUUGGCCAAGUAACCAUCUGCCUUCAGCGAGCCUCUGGAGGGUUUCAGACAGCCAAGCUGAACGGCUUUGAGAUCUUUGCGCGGUUCGGCAGCUCCAUCGCACCCCUGGGGGAUCUGGAUCAGGAUGGCUUCAAUGAUAUUGCAGUUGCUGCACCAUAUGGUGGAGAGGACAAGAGAGGACUUGUGUAUAUCUACAAUGGAGGAGCCAGUGGUUUGAAUGCCAUCCCAUCCCAGGUCCUGGAAGGGCAGUGGGCCGCUCGCACUAUGCCCCCCAGCUUUGGGUACUCACUGAAAGGAGCCACAGACGUGGACAAAAAUGGAUAUCCAGACUUGAUUGUUGGAGCCUUUGGUGUUGACACAGCUGUUCUGUACAGGGCAAGACCAGUUAUUAGAGUAAAUGCUGCCCUGGAAGUUAAUCCAACCAUUCUUAACCCAGAAAACAAAGCCUGUUCACUGGGAGAUGUAAAAGUUUCUUGCUUCAAAGUAAAGUUCUGCUUAAAGGCAGAUGGCAAAGGAAAGCUCCCGAACUCACUCAAUUUCCAGGUGGAGCUGCUGCUGGACAAGCUGAAGCAGAAAGGAGCUAUCAGGAGAGCUCUGUUUCUGCACAGCAGACAGCCCAGCCACUCCAAGAACAUGACAAUUACUAAGGGGGGCAAAAUGAACUGCGAGGAACUUGACGCCUUUUUGAGGGAUGAAUCUGAGUUCAGAGACAAGCUGACUCCCAUUACUAUUUUCAUGGAAUAUCGUCUGGACUACAGAACAGCUGCAGAUGCAACAGGAUUGCACCCUAUCCUCAACCAGUUCACUCCUGCUAACAUGAGCAGACAGGCCCAUAUCCUGCUGGAUUGUGGGGAUGAUAAUAUCUGCAAACCAAAGCUGGAGGUGUCAGUAGAAAGUGAUCAGAAGCAGAUCUACAUUGGUGAUGACAAUCCCCUGACCCUGAUUGUCAGUGCUCAGAACCAGGGGGAGGGAGCCUAUGAAGCAGAACUCUUCGUCCUUGUUCCUCCCCAGGCAGAUUUCAUCGGGGUUGUUCGCAACAACGAGGCUUUGGCCAGACUGUCAUGUGCUUUUAAAACAGAGAAUCAGACUCGCAUGGUGGUUUGUGACCUGGGAAAUCCCAUGAAAGCAGGAACUAAGCUCUUAGCUGGCCUGCGUUUCAGCGUGCACCAGCAGUCUGAGAUGGACACCUCUGUCAAGUUUGACUUGCAGAUCCGGAGUUCCAACCUGUAUGACAACCUGAGCCCAGUAGCAUAUUAUCAGGCUGACCUUGCUAUUUCAGCAGCUGUUGAAAUUAGAGGUGUGUCGUCCCCUGAUCACAUAUUCCUUCCUAUUGCAAACUGGCAGCCAAAGGAGAAUCCUGAAACAGAAGAUGAUAUUGGGCCUCUAGUUCAGCACAUCUAUGAGCUGAGAAACAAUGGCCCAAGUGCAUUCAGCAAGGUGAUGAUGACUCUGCAGUGGCCUUACAAAUACAAAAACAACACGCUGCUGUACAUUGUGCAGUAUGAAAUUGAUGGUCCCAUGAACUGCACUUCUGACAUGGAAAUCAACCCACUGAAAAUUAAGAUUUCUGCCUCCAAGGAUGAUGACAGGAAUGAAACCCUUGGCAGGGAGGAUCACCGUGAGCACCGCGUCAGCCGCCGGGAUUUGGCUGCCGUGGAGGGGGACGUGCACACUCUGGGCUGUGGAACUGCUGACUGUUUAAAGAUUGUCUGUCAAGUUGGCCACCUGGAGAGGGGAAAGAGUGCAAUAUUGUAUCUAAAAUCACGCCUUUGGACCCAAACUUUCAUGAAUAAAGAAAAUCAGAAUCAUUCCUACUCUCUCAAAUCAUCUGCUUCCUUCAGUGUAAUAGAGUUCCCUUAUAAGAACCUUUCCUUUGAAGAUAUUCACAAUUCUACAGUUGUUGCUACAAAUAUUACAUGGGGCAUUCAGCCACAGCCCAUGCCUGUGCCAGUGUGGGUUAUCAUUUUGGCCGUCCUGGCAGGGUUACUGCUCCUGGCUGUUCUAGUGUUUGUCAUGUACAGGAUGGGCUUUUUCAAACGAGUGAGGCCACCUCAGGAAGAACAAGAAAGAGAACAACUGCAACCGCAUGAGAACGGGGAGGGAACAUCAGAAGCCUAAGCAGAGUUUUAUCUGUGAGACAUUCUGAAAUGUACACUUGCCUACAUCUUGGUUACAAAUAUUGGCUUCCCCCUUCAUGAGCAAACCCUCACCACUGCAGAGCUGCUGGUCUCAGAAGGCUUCAGCACGUGCAAAACAAGGGCAGAACACUUCAACCCCCCUCCUGCAUUAAUGCCGUUCCUGCCUGCCACUAACACAUCUGCACUGACCCCGUGGGACACACUCCAGGGACAGCAGUGCUGGGAUUCUGCUUGCUGGGACACAGGACACAUCAUCUUCUCUGGUUCAUGUACUGACUUGACUCUCCAUGAAUUGCUAUGCAGAUUUGCCCUUGGAGCCAACAGCCUCCAGAGGUGCUGCCUGGAUUCCGUGGUUGGUUUUAGUUGGAGUACACUACAUUUCAUUGCCUAGUUCUUGAAAGUCAGUUGCACAAAAAGAAAAACAAUGAAUGUAGCUUCUUUUACAGUACUGAAGAAUGUUCUUUACCCAUUAGCUCUGAUGAUGAUUUUUUUUCUCCUGUUCAAGAAAUAGGAAAUAUUCAGUGGAAUCAUUCACAGCUGACACCUGUUCCCCUGCCUGCUCAGUCAUGUGUCUUGUGGUUUCCCUCUAGACCUUACUGUUGUCCACAUCCUGGAUCUCUUCUGUAGGGAUUGAGCCUGCAAGCACCAAGUGAGGGAUAGAAAUCUGGGGCUGAUGUACUUUCUGUGGGACUUGGGGAAAAGAUUCAGGGCAAGAUCCCAAGACUCUGCUGUGUAUUUCCACAGUGCAGGAUCCAGCUGUUCCACACAGCUCUUGGCACCAUGGAUGCAUUCAUGCCCUGCCAGGGACAAGGUGCUGGGCUGUGUCUGCCAGCAGACAUGUCUGAGAAAACCCUUGAUGUCCACAAGUCAAACCUGUGCAGGGUUUGAGGUGAAUGCUGUAAAUUAGUUGGAUUGUAUUUUGGUUUCUAGCAGAACACUGUGUGACACAGGUUACCUGGUGCACUGUAGGGAAGCUGUUAAUCCUCACUUUCCCUGCUUGACCAUGCCCAGGUGCAGGAUGGAGUGACACAGGGGCUGUUCAGACCAGUCUCUCUGCCAGCCACAUCCUUGGAUCUGGAUUACACCUGCACUUUAGCCACACUCACACCUCCCUCACCUCCUGUGCUCAGAGAACAGGGAGUCAAGUGAGGAAAGGAAGAGAUGGCAGUGCACAAGGGUUCAAAAAGUAAAGGUUGAUUUGGCUUGUUUCACUUCACUCAUUCAUUGUUUCAUUGGCCUGUUUAAUUUGAUUCAUUCAUUGUUUCAGGCCCUGCAUGUUUCAUUGCACAAGGCAUUUCAUUGCACAAGACAUUUCAUUAUGUUCAAUGCAUUUCAUUACCAGAAAAGACACUAAGAAUUUUGAUUCAUUGCUGUUUUUUGAACAUACCAAAAGGUCAGUGGUUUAAAACCACAGUUUUGCAUCACUCUCAGCUUAUUUCCCACACUGUUGGUGUAGUAUAGAAAGCUUCUUACACUUUUGAGACAAGAGCAUUGUCUAUGCAUUUCAGUGGACAAGGAACUGCAGAGCAGGAGGUUGUUCAGCUUGCAACCACAGGCUGCACAGAUCCUACAGAGGACAUACCUGAACCAUUACUAAGGUGCCUUCUAUGAGAUGUAUUUAUUCUCUUUUCCAAAAAGAGAAUAAAUUACACUAUAAACUCUCUGUGUGCAGCCAGGUACACAAAGGAAGGCUUCCACUGUACUUACACCAGUGAGAUUUCUAUGUAGACAAAUUCUUGAAAGGGCAAAAACUCUGGUUUGGUUUUGUACCUUGGGGUUUUUGUCCAUAGUGCAUCUCCCCCAUAAAUACAGCAGUGCCCACUAAACCCAGAAUUUUCUGAAAUGAGCAGUUUGUUUCAACUCUGAUUUCUGCAUCCUUUCAGAGGUUUAAAAUCCACCAAUGACUUUUGUUGUUGAGUCCAUUCUUACUUGCUGAUCCAUGAUGGCAUCUGAGUCCUUCAGGGACAGAGCACUGAGGCUGGGGGGGCCAGUAUGUUCACCAGAUAUAGGCUUGCAUAUUUAUCCAUUUACAUGGGUUGGGUUUAGACUGUUUGUUUAGAUAAAAUUAGUUUACACAAAAGGGUAUAGGGCUAUGAUUCCGCUUUCGCUGAACUUUCAAGGUCUUCAGUGUGGCCAAUGUUUGCUUUUGUCUUUAUUUUUAGUAUUGUUACUAGUAAUGGAGUAGAGAAUCAGGGGUCAGGCUUUGAUCCUGGCCUCAAAAUGUGACUUUGGUAGAGCUGCAUUUUCAGUUCCUUACACGGGCUUGUGGUUCUCACGCUGUGCCAGCUGAUGAUCUGCGUGCAAGGAGAUUGGUUUUACUCAGUCUUAAUCUCAGUAGGGUAAGAGGUUUAAGAGACUGCCAGACAGAUUAUAGCUCUAAUUCCUGCGUGUGUGCUUUCAUUACAUGUACACUCCGUGGUGACUUGAAAUUUAUUAGACUACUUGCAUGUGUAGGCUUUAUUAGGAGGUGAAAAAGAGUAUUUAAAUAAAAAGCAUGGUCAAGAUCCCUCCUGCUCACAUGGGAUAGCAUUGCUAAUGUCAGUGCUAACUGCAUCCUAAUUUUACUGGAAACACUCUUUGCUGAUUUUCAGGAUAAGAAGGUACAUUUUAUUGGUACAACUACUGUAGCUAUAGAAAGUAUCUUCCAUUUUUGAAGUUACAUAAAGACUUAUUUAAGUGAUUUUUAUUUCUUGCCUUCUGCUGGAGAAUGAGAACAAAUAGUUGCUUCUUCCUUGUCCAUUAAUUUCCAGUUAGGUUAAAAAGACCACAGUAGCAUAUGUAAAUGGAGUAUACAGGUUACUUAGUGAGCAUAGAUGUAACACCUCAAAUUCAAUUUAAAGUAGAAUUUGUGUUUCAGGGAGAUUCCAAACUGGAAAUUUUCCUGAAUGGGGGUGCAGGAAACUUUUGAUAGUGUGUUCUAGAUUUAGCAAUAAGAUUCCAAAUUAUGUAUGUACUUGUGUCAAUAUAAAUUUUAUACUGACUUAAAAGGCAUUGAUGUAUUCUUACAGCAAGUACUGUAGAAUGAUCUCAAAGCUUUUAGAGAAACUUUAGAAAAGGUAUUUUAGAAUGAAAUUAAUGCCUUUGAGUCAAAAUUGGUGUGCACAUGGUGCAUACUGGAAGCAUUUAAAAAAUACAAGUACAUUAACAGAGAAUUAGCCUUCUUUUGAGAGCUAUGCUUCAGGAGCAGAUUUUUUAUGAAUAUAAAAUCAACAGCUAUGUAAUUAUUUAGACAAUAAAAACAUUUUUAAAGAGCUAUAUCUUUUAUAAUGAAAUAUGAAAUUAUGUAAGUACUUCAGUUUACAAUUAAUGCAGCAUCUCAUGAUCAAUAUUGAAAAGUGAUUUAUAUUACAGAAUGCAUCUUAUCUAUUGCUAUAUUUGACAAUAUUUAGAAAAUGUAAAGCAAGGAACCUAAUUUAUAGGUUUUCAUUUCUUUCAAGAAACUAUGAAAUUUUGGAAAUAGCUUUUGUUUAAGCAUGACUGUAAAGUCAAAUAUGGGCUAUAUUUAUCAAUGUAAUUUGAAAUCUUUGAGUAAGUUUGCUGACAUUGUUUGCCAAGUUGUCAGGGUUUUUUCUGUUUUAAAUCUUGAUCUACACAUUGAUUUCCAAUUCACAUAAUGCUUGUGGAAACUUUCUAAAGUUUACUCCGUGUGCUCUUUCUUUAUAAAACAUUUAUUCCAAGCAAAGGUAUUAAAUAUUUAGUUGUUUCUAAACUUGAGACCACACUUAAAUAGUCUUAAAGGGUAUUUUGAAAAUGUUUUAGCUAUAAUCGGCAUGUUCUUGGUGAUGUGAAGGAAUCAUGCUGCACUUAGAUUUUUGCAGCAUUUGGGUUUGUUGUUGGUUACCCUGACAAAGCCCUGCAGUAUUUUUUCCUGCACCCUCCCAAACAGCCUCAGAGCAGCAUUACCCUGGUGAAAACCAGUUUUUGUCUUUGGUCCAGACUAACGUGGCCCUUUGAACAGGAUUCUUUGUGUCCAAUGCUGCUGGCUGUUAAUGAGUUGGGGAAAAAAGUGUUUUAAUACAGAAAAACGGGAAUCCAAAAGAUAGAAAAGGUGAUGGCAGGGCCCAGAUGAGAUGAUUUUGGUUUGUUUCUGAGGCGUGCAGAGCUGUCCGUGCCCCGUUGUCACAGCCUGACUCCACAGCUGGGAUCAUGGCUAUUGCUGAGCUCUGCUGGCUCCUGUGGGAUCUGAACUCCUUGGUACUGAGUCUUCAGCCUCCAGCGCCCAGGUGCAACAUGCCAUGGUCUGACCUGGUUCACUGCCAAGUCCUCUGCCCAGCUUUGCUGGCCUGAGAAGGGCCGUGGUGUUUUUGGUUUUGUGUGAGGACAUGACAAAGCCAGCGUGCUCACUGGAGGUGAUGAAUUAAUGCUGUUGGGAGUCUUUGAUCACCCACAUUGGGUGAAGCUUGGUGUGUAUUCUAAAGUCUACCCACUACUAACUCCUGAGUUCUUCAGAACUGGUACCACCUUCUUGAAGGCCAUUGUGGAAAAUUUGACUAGAGACUAUAGAAGAAUGGGGUUGAGUCUGUAGUACUACUGCUGUUUCGUGUGAUUGUGGUAUUUAGGUCUAUUUUUUCCCAAUGUGUACAAUUUUAACAUAGCACAGGAAAUCUAACCUUUCAUGCCAUGACUUUCUCCAGAUGUGCUGCAUUAAAGGUGAAUAAUUUGACCCUUGGCUUUUGCAAAGUAAUGGAAGAUUUCAUGCAGCAUUUGCAUCUUAGAAAAUCCUUGUACGGGUUUUGCUUUUCUAGUCCAUGAAGGAAACCUGUAUUUGCUAUGAUACAAAUAGGCUGAAAAUGUAACAUUUUAUUUCUUCAUAAUGGAUUUUUUUUGCCUUUUUCUUGUGUUUGCUCGUGCAUUAAAUCAGUAGAGCAUUAUUUGCACAAGCAGAAAAUUAACAUACUAACGAGAGUCCUGCGUUUUAUGGUUUUUUGUCAUGCAGUAAAUACUUGCAGCAAAAAUGGGAAUAUUUUAAGUUACUAUGAACUUUUUUCAAAGGUCUUCGGUACAUUUAAGGAAAGCAAUAUACAUUUGAAGUCACCUUAUUUUGUAUUAAAUUAUAAAUUGUGCAGAGAAGUGGGUAUUGUGGCACAGUAAUUUUGUACUGAUAUGAAAUAUAUAGCUAUUAUAGCUAUGGUUUGCUUUUUAACUCAUUCUUUUCAUCCUAAUGCAAAUUUGAGUGUUUUUAUUAGGUUGUAUUUUUCUAUGUAUAUAUACAAUUUCAAAAUACUAUGAUUGGGUAAACCGAAAAAUGUAAUUAUUGAUUUGAUUCUGAUAUUUAGAAUUUUGGAAUAAAAUACCUCUUAAUCAACAGAAA
Passer montanus (Eurasian tree sparrow) is the source of this 8583-nucleotide messenger RNA. RefSeq names its product integrin subunit alpha V (gene ITGAV). Gene Ontology annotation, cellular component: integrin complex; external side of plasma membrane. The transcript has 30 exons. Gene Ontology annotation, biological process: cell adhesion mediated by integrin; cell-cell adhesion; cell-matrix adhesion. The record is from RefSeq and is a predicted model, not a curated record. Lineage: Eukaryota; Metazoa; Chordata; Aves; Passeriformes; Passeridae. Bases 133 to 3252 code for a protein of 1039 amino acids. Gene Ontology annotation, molecular function: integrin binding.